GGUCAGGCAUGGGCAUGGGUACCGGUGUGGGUAACGGUAUGGGCAUGGGUACCGGUAUGGGUACAGGCAUGGGAACUGGUAUGGGCACUGGUAUGAUGAACGGUAUUGGCACCGGCAUGGGUACUGGAAUGGGUACUGGUAUGAUGAACGGUAUUGGCACCGGUAUGGGAACUGGCAUGGGCACCGGUAUGAUGAACGGUAUGGGCACCGGUAUGGGAACUGGCAUGGGUACCGGUAUGAUUAACGGUAUGGGCACCGGUAUGGGAAGUGGCAUGGGCACCGGUAUGAUGAACGGCAUGGGCACUGGUAUGGUCAACGGGAUGGGUGCUGGAAUGAUGAACGGAGGCAUGAUUCCCCAACAGAGUGAGAGUAAUUUCGCUCACGGCGGCCAGUAUGGUGGACAGAGCUUGGCCAACGGUGCGUCCGGUCUCGGCUCGCAGGCCGCGCAGAGCGCUGGCGGAGGCAACUUCCACAACAUCGGAUCUCACCAUACUAGUCAAUCUUCAGUCAACCACGUAGAAAACGACGAGACCCACAACAUAGGCGGUGGUACUGGGUUCAACCAAGGUGCGGCCGCUGGUGGUGGCUUUGGCCACUACCUGAACGGAGCUUCGCAAUUCGGCAACAACUACGGUGCGGGCAACCAGCAAGGCUUGAUUGGAUAAAAUAGAAAAACUCGAGAUUGGAAAUAAACUAUUUUUUU
Messenger RNA from Colias croceus (clouded yellow), 703 nucleotides. RefSeq names its product period circadian protein-like. The transcript is spliced from 2 exons. The coding region runs from base 9 to 665 and encodes 218 amino acids. The record is from RefSeq and is a predicted model, not a curated record. Lineage: Eukaryota; Metazoa; Arthropoda; Insecta; Lepidoptera; Pieridae.